AUGAAUAAUUUCCAUUACUCGCUCUCUGCUGAGCAGCUGCAGAGUUUCCAGGAAGGUGGAUACCUGCUUGUUCGUGGCUUUUUCACUUCGAAGGAAUCGGAGCAGUUGCGCGAAUGGGCGCAGGAGGUCCACGAUCUUCCAUGCGCCCCUGACGUGCCCUGGAUGCCCUACCAAGAGGUGAACUCAGAAGGCAAGCGCGUGCUGUGCCGCACGGAAAACUUUGCCAACUCGCAUACCGGAUUCGAUAGUUUCCUCCGAGGGCAGCGUGCAACGAGUAUUCUCCAGCAGCUCGCAGGAGAGGAGAUGCUUCUCUUCAAAGAAAAGAUUAACUACAAGUUGGCAGGAAGUGGUGGUUUCGAACCUCAUAUCGAUGCCAAUGCCUACACCCAUGUUAAAAACAUCAAGCACUUGACCAUUCUUGCGGCAGUCGAUGAAAUGAAUGCAGUCAAUGGAGGUCUGGAAGUUGUCCACGGCAGCCACCGCGUGGAUAUUCCCCUCGGCAGCGAUCGCUGCAUUGCGUCCGAUUGGGUCAAAAACAAUGAAUGGACACCAGUUGAUCUUGAGUCAGGUAUGCAAAUUAAAAUCACCCUCAGGAUUUUCAUCGCGGUGGUAUUAAUAAGAGUAGGUGAUAUCUUGAUCUUCGGCUCGUACCUGGCCCAUCGCAGCGGCGCCAAUGUUAGCUCUAAGGACCGCCGUGCGAUCUAUGCUACAUAUAACUGUGCCGCCGAAGGUGAUCUGCACGACCAGUACUAUUCCGAUCGUCAAAAGCUCUGGCCUGCAACCCACAUACGGGAGAGCGGACAGUCAUAUGAAGAAGGCCGUAUGCGCUAUGCCUUUGGAUCCCCUAUGUUAACUGUGGACUCUACGGCCAUCCCGGUCUGA
Messenger RNA from Penicillium vulpinum, 882 nucleotides. RefSeq names its product phytanoyl-CoA dioxygenase family protein. The transcript has 2 exons. NCBI's taxonomy places the organism in Eukaryota, Fungi, Ascomycota, Eurotiomycetes, Eurotiales, Aspergillaceae. The record is from RefSeq and is a predicted model, not a curated record. The coding region runs from base 1 to 882 and encodes 293 amino acids.